Messenger RNA from Ricinus communis (castor bean), 1247 nucleotides. Its product is annotated as hypersensitive-induced response protein 4. The transcript is spliced from 5 exons. The record is from RefSeq and is a predicted model, not a curated record. Bases 175 to 1050 code for a protein of 291 amino acids. NCBI's taxonomy places the organism in Eukaryota, Viridiplantae, Streptophyta, Magnoliopsida, Malpighiales, Euphorbiaceae.
UGGCAAAAGGAGUUUUUCCUUUUCCUCAUCUCAUGCACCAUGGCCCGCACAUAAGAAUAUCAACGCUGCCCGAUCAGCACCUUCACUAACUUGUCCUCUUGAGCGCCACAGACUCUUUCUUUGCGCAGAAGAAAGCAAGCGCUAGCGAGCCUGAUAAUCGGGUCAAUCAUCUAAAUGGGUAAUUCGUUUUGUUUUCUGUGUGGGUGCAUAGACCAGGCUAGUAUAGGCGUCAUCGAGAGGUGGGGCCGCUUCGAGAAAUUGGCUGAGCCUGGUCUCCACUUCUUCAACCCUUGCGCUGGUCAGUUUCUCGCCGGUGUCCUCUCCACCAGAAUUAGCUCCCUCGAUGUCCGCAUCGAAACCAAGACUAAGGACAAUGUGUUCGUACAACUGGUAUGCUCAAUUCAGUACAGAGUAGUCAAGGCAAAUGCUGAUGAUGCUUUUUACGAGUUGGCAAACCCUGAAGAGCAGAUUCAGGCUUAUGUUUUUGAUGUGGUUCGAGCUCUUGUUCCAAGAAUGACUUUGGAUGAACUCUUUGAGCAGAAAGGUGAAGUUGCUAAAGCUGUCUUGGAGGAACUUGAGAAGGUGAUGGGAGCUUAUGGAUACAGCAUAGAGCACAUUCUGAUGGUUGACAUUAUACCUGAUGCCUCUGUCCGUAAGGCAAUGAAUGAGAUUAAUGCAGCUCAAAGGCUUCAGCUGGCUAGUGUAUACAAAGGGGAAGCAGAGAAGGUGCUCCAAGUCAAAAAGGCAGAAGCUGAAGCUGAAGCCAAGUACCUUGGUGGGGUUGGUGUAGCCAGGCAGAGGCAAGCAAUAACAGAUGGAUUGAGAGAGAACAUCUUGAAUUUUUCUCACAAGGUGGAGGGCACCACUGCUAAGGAGGUGAUGGAUCUCAUCAUGGUCACCCAAUACUUUGACACAAUUAAAGACCUUGGCAACUCAUCUGAGAAGACUACUAUCUUUAUUCCCCAUGGCCCUGGCCAUGUAAGGGAUAUUGGUGAGCAAAUACGCAAUGGUAUGAUGGAGGCAGCCAGUGCACAGGUGAAUGCGGAUUAAACGGAGUGGGUAUGCUACUGAGUAUUAUCCCUUUUGCAUAGUAUGUCCAGAUUUUAAACACGUUUUUGUUGGUACUUCUGUUUGCAUAUAGCUUGAAUAGGAUGAUAUUGUACAGCAGGAUAGUGGUGCGUUGGCAAUACAAAGUCCAAUCAGGUCUAAAGAAUGCAACAUAAGGCAUCUACAGUUGCUUUUUUUUU